This is a messenger RNA of Scedosporium apiospermum, 435 nucleotides long. RefSeq lists its product as uncharacterized. NCBI's taxonomy places the organism in Eukaryota, Fungi, Ascomycota, Sordariomycetes, Microascales, Microascaceae. The record is from RefSeq and is a predicted model, not a curated record. The transcript has 3 exons. The coding region runs from base 1 to 435 and encodes 144 amino acids.
AUGUCUCUUGCUUCCGCUGAUAUGAAGCGAGAGAUCCACGCCAAACCAGAAUAUGGUCGGAAGUAUGUUAGGUACCUCAAGAAUGUCCUAAGAAAGGAUGGCAAUGAUGGUAGUUAUUUUGCUCUCGAAAAGACAAUUGACAAUAUGAUCGUGUAUUACGACCACCACCUUAAACACUUUACCGAAAACGUAAUUAUUCUUGCAGCGGAAAAGCAGCUUAUCCGCGACAUUCCCAAGAUCCUCGACUGGAAGCUACAUUUCAGCAGGAUGGACGAUGCCUCCAUCAAGGCCUUGGCUGGAGAGCCUCCCGAGAUUCCGCGAAAACGGGAAAGGCUUGAGGGGGAGAAGACAAGUGGUUCACAUAUGAGGAGCCGGUCUGCGACGAACGACUUUGUUAAUGGCGUCAAAAUGCGAGAAGUCGAAGAAGAUCUCUGA